GAACAAGAUGGACGUAGGGAAUAUUCGAGCGGCGCCGUUUCCAUCAGCCGCAGGCUCCUCAGGGCAGUGUAGAGAGAGAACGAAGUUGGUCUGCAGUAGUCGUCAGGGUGGUGGCUGAGGCGCUUCAAAGCUGACUAGGCGUGCCUCCUCUCAAGUGGACCUCCGGGAAUGUUUCGCCCAGAGCGCCAACCUUCGUGGUUCACCGUCAUUCCCGCUGUGGCGCAAAUCCUCGCCGAUGUGGCACAGCAGAUAUUCCUGUCCACCACCACACCAGCGUCUAUUUUCGUGCAACGCCCAGUUACCAGUGGUGGGGUUCCCUCGUUCGACUACAUGGUGCGUUUGCCAUCAACUUUUGUCUCUCGUUUAGAUGCACCAACACAUCUCUCACUCAGAAUCAUUUUCUUGAUCACUUCGCACACUUGCCUCUAACAUGCACACUUCAAAUCAACGCAAGCGGUACACGUAGAUACGUACGAAGGUCUCGUAUC
Westerdykella ornata is the source of this 488-nucleotide messenger RNA. RefSeq lists its product as uncharacterized. The transcript is spliced from 3 exons. The record is from RefSeq and is a predicted model, not a curated record. Lineage: Eukaryota; Fungi; Ascomycota; Dothideomycetes; Pleosporales; Sporormiaceae. The coding region runs from base 169 to 429 and encodes 86 amino acids.